CUCAAAUAUAAUUCUCAGGUCAUUUCGUUUCUUGCUCCCCAUCCCACAAGUAUUGGGUCUGUGAAAACGUAGUCAUUACUCAUUAGAGAGAAGAUCCGAUUCAUCGCAAUGGAUGCAAAUCUUUUAAAAUACAAAGAGAUCUUGGCCCUGAGUUGGGUCGAUAGUAGAUUGAUGAGAGUGUUCUUUUAUCAACUCCAUGGAGUUACUAACAUAGGCUACCUUCUUUUUCUACUGUACAAUUUGUUUUGGCACCAGACCUGGGACAAGGGCAACUCUGGAGCCAAAAUCCCAGGGAUCAGAGGCAGAAGCUCUUCUAAAAAGUGGGUGGUGGAGUGACUAUCCAGUUAAAUCUGCACAUCAUUGCAGCUGGCCUGGUUUAACAUGCGACGGUAUUGGUAAGUUCUAUUUUUUGAAAAAAUUAGUAAUUUGUGCAUAAUUUUGUUGAAGAACUUUGUUGGAGUUGCGGUGUUCAAGCUGCCAAAGUAGCAGCAAAUGAAAUUGAAGGGCUGCACAAAAUGGCAGCAAAUGAAGAAGGGAGAGCUGCACCAAAGCAUGGUAGCAGCGAAGUGUAGGAAGCUAUGCUGCAAAUGUUGAUGAAAUGAAGAUGAAAUGAGACUGUAAUGAAAUGCAAGUGAAAGGCUGCAAAGUAGCAGCAAGUACAGCCACAUGGAGCCGCACAAGAUGGCAGAAAAUCUUCUUAAUGUAAUCUUGCUUUUAAAUGUUAGAUUUUCUUGUAUUAGAUAAAUAUUAGUAAGAAAA
Rubroshorea leprosula is the source of this 759-nucleotide messenger RNA. The record is from the annotation of a GenBank genome assembly. NCBI's taxonomy places the organism in Eukaryota, Viridiplantae, Streptophyta, Magnoliopsida, Malvales, Dipterocarpaceae.